Canariomyces notabilis is the source of this 1997-nucleotide messenger RNA. RefSeq names its product Oxysterol-binding protein. The record is from RefSeq and is a predicted model, not a curated record. Gene Ontology annotation, biological process: endocytosis; maintenance of cell polarity; exocytosis. Gene Ontology annotation, molecular function: sterol binding. NCBI's taxonomy places the organism in Eukaryota, Fungi, Ascomycota, Sordariomycetes, Sordariales, Chaetomiaceae. Gene Ontology annotation, cellular component: cytosol; intracellular membrane-bounded organelle; cortical endoplasmic reticulum. Bases 83 to 1681 code for a protein of 532 amino acids. The transcript has 8 exons.
CCCACUUUUCGUCGUCGUUCUGUUCGCUUCUCAUCCCAGAAAGCGUUCAGCUAAGGGUGAAAUCUGCCGGAAGGCUUCAAGAAUGAUGGGUCUUGUCUCCGGCCGUCGUCGGGCGACUUCGAGCGCCAGUAGUCGGUCCUCUGGAGAUGCGAGCGACCCGAUCGAAGAUGACACAUUGGUGGUUGAGCCUGACCAGGGAAACGUCCUGUCGCACCUUAUAUCCCAGUUGAGACCCGGCGCCGACCUCAGCAGAGUAGUGCUGCCGACCUUCAUCCUGGAACCUCGGAGCAUGCUAGAACGGAUUACCAACUUCAUGUGCCACCCCGAAAUGCUACUGCCCAUCCCUCAGAUCGAUGACCCAGUGGAAAGAUUUGUGGCGGUGGUUAAGUUCUACUUGAGCGGCUGGCACAUUCGUCCUCCAGGGGUUAAGAAGCCCCUGAACCCCGUCCUUGGCGAGAUAUUCACCUGCUACUGGGACUUCCCGGACAACACGCGAGCAUAUUAUAUUUCCGAACAGACGUCUCAUCACCCGCCAAAGUCGAGCUAUUUUUACAUGGUUCCGGGACACAACAUAAGAGUUGAUGGCACUCUGAAACCUAGAAGCAAGUUUCUCGGCAACUCGGCCGCUAGUAUGAUGGAGGGCACCGCAAUCUUGACGCUGCUGAAUAGGGGCAAAGAUCGUUCCAAGGGUGAACGCUACAUCCUUACGCAGCCGAACAUGUAUGCCCGGGGCAUCCUAUUCGGGAAGAUGAAGUAUGAGCUUGGAGACCACAGUUACGUACGGUGCCCUGAGAACGGCCUGUCAGCCGACAUUGAGUUCAAAACCAAGGGCUGGGUUAGUGGCACCUACAAUGCCAUUGGUGGAGUAAUCAGGAAUGAUAGUACGGGCGAAAUCCUGUACGAAAUCUCCGGGCUGUGGAGUGACGAGAUGUUCAUCAAGGACAUAAAGACCGGACAUAAGGAAAUGUUCUUCAACGCAAUGCGAGCGAAACCCAGUCCUCCGAUAUGCCGAUCCUUGGAAGAGCAGGAUGAACGGGAGUCGCGUAAGCUCUGGGCCAAGACCGCGCAAGCCGUCAAGGAUCGCAACCAUGAACUUGCAACUGAGGAAAAGACAAAGGUCGAGGACAGGCAACGGCAAGAAGCCGCAGCGCGAGCUAACGACGGCCUGGAGUGGCACCCUAGGCUGUUUAGGCGAGUCAGGGGCGGUCCAGGGGGGCCGGAAGAGGGUGAGGAAGACCUUGAGUGGAUCAUCAACGCGCAAAUAGACGGUUCGACGCCUGAGAAGCAAGCAGCCCAGAUCAUGGCAAUCUAUCCGAUAGUCAAGGGUCAGAAAUUCAGCCAGGAGAACAUGAUUCCUCCGAGAGUCUCGCCAUCAGGACAGAGCACGCAGUCGAAAGAACCUGCCAGCGACGGCGGUGACCUGAUAGACUUUGGCGACGAUAGAUCGCCAUACGAUACGCCACAGUCGUCGGAGCAGAGUCUAGGAGAGAAACCGCCGCUUGCGCCAUCGCACAAGAGUACGAGCGAGAUUCAGAAGAUGCUUGCCUCGACGGGAACCGGCAACAAGGAAGGGCCGCUGAUUGAUUUUCACAACGACAUGGAGAAGAGCCUACCAAGCAGCGUCAAGAGGGCCGACUCGGAGAACGAGUCGCAGGACGAGUUUGUCGAUGCCCAAGACUAGGCGCCCUGGCAUCACGUUCUACCGUCGGUUGGCGGCGUCAGGCUUUGAAUAUGAAAAGGGAUGAAUGGGCUGUAGUAGUCGCAUCAGUGGCGAACAGGUGGCUACUCAGAGAGAAGGCAAGUCGGGCUGAUCCGGUUAGCCUCGCCGCAUAAUAAUAGAUAUGAUACCUCGCAGCUGCAUUUUCUCUGCGGUUUGCUGGCGCUAGCAUCAUGGUUUGCGCGGGCUUUAUCUUAUGGUCACGCUUGUCUCGCAUAUUAUUGUGCUUCUGAUCUGUCAAUAGUCUCACUGCUCUAAUGGAUAUCUAAGAUGACCUCCC